Thelazia callipaeda (thelaziosis nematode) is the source of this 2613-nucleotide messenger RNA. The record is from the annotation of a GenBank genome assembly. NCBI's taxonomy places the organism in Eukaryota, Metazoa, Nematoda, Chromadorea, Rhabditida, Thelaziidae.
CUUUGGCUUAUUAUCAAGAAUCAUAUUAUCCAUAUUGAUCCAUUUAAUUUAAUUUUUAAUAUAAUCCUUGAAUUAACGUGGGAAAGUGUCUAUUGGGAUUUACAGGCAGGUAAUCGAAUUAAACUGCCGAACAGAACAGCAUCGGCUCCAGCUCGUGCAAAACGUUCUUGGGCUGAUGAUUUUCUGAAUACAUUCAUCCAAGUACCAUGUUAUGAAGCCGCUCUACCAGGAAUGGAUUAUUUGACGCAGUUCGUGCUGGAAGCUAAAUCUUACGAAGAAUUAUUCAACUUAGAUUAUCAACAGAUGUUAUGCUCAUUACAUACUCAUCUCAAGGAUCACUUUGACAAAUUUGCUAAUAUCACACCUUAUAGGAAUAUUUGGAGUUUACCAAAUUAUUUGUCUUGCAUAUCAGCCAAUCUUAUUACUAAUUGCUCAUUUCUAACUGAAGAUGACGUAAAAUCCUCUCGUAGUAUCGUUGAUUUUUGUCGGCCAUAUCGAUCACAAAUAAUAAAAUGUCGUCAGAAUUGUUCAGCUGACUGUCCUCUGUGUCCAGAUUUACCCAGCAAUUGUUCCAACCAGAUGAUCUUUGACUUAUUUUAUCGGAUUCUUCCUAAGAAUUUGUACGCUAAACCUAUUCACAUCAACGCUUUCUUGCCUGUUUUCACAUCAGCAGGAUAUCAAUCACAGGGUAUUAAUAAUGUGGUCGUCAAGGAUUUUGUGGAUAUACAAGAUGCCUUGAAAAAUUUUUCUGUACAACACAAAAGUUUCAAACUAAAAGGAUUAUCGAUGGGUAUAAAACGUGAUAUAUUAUAUGAUGGCGCAAGACGUGAUUCUUUACUUGCUUGUCUAGCUGCCUUUUGUGUUUUUUUCAUGGUUUUUUUAUAUUCUUUGAAUAUAUUCUACUGCUUGACUGUUGCUUUUGUACUUAUUGCGUCUGUUCUUACUGCCUUAGCCAUUUAUUCACUAUUUACGCAGGAAUUUCCUCUGCUAAAUCUGGUCAUUUUUGUACUUCUAUUGGCUAUUGGUUCAGAUGACGCAUUUGUUCUAUUGAAUUCGUUUCCUACAGAAAUCACUUCAAAAAGUAUUUAUCAGUGCUUAUCACACACGGCUAGUGCUAUGCUUCUAACUUCGGCAUCUACAGCUGUACCAUUUUUCACUAAUAUCCUCAGCAGUGUGAUUGUUUUUAGAUAUUUUGGCUUGUUCGCAGGUCUUACGUUGGUAAUUAAUUAUUUGCUAGAAAUAUCCCUUCUUCCAGCGAUGCUUAUAUUCCAGAAUCGUUACAUUCAUCGUUGUCUAAUUGCACGUAAAUUCUCUAAACUUAAUUAUGUGAUGCGUGAUUUGCUACCAUUUGUUGUCAUCUCUGGUCGCUAUAUUUGGAUUUCAUCGUUUGCAAUUAUUGUCUCUGCAAUGACAUAUUUGACUUACGCAAAUUUGCAAUUCCCUCAUUAUAAUCCACUACAACUCUUCGUAAAUUCGAACGAACAUGAAUGGUAUGAUAAUAAUGCAGAGAAAACAUUUGAAUUUGUAGCUGAAAAAUUAGCCGUUCCAAUUACGGUUCGAUUGCUUUGGGGUUUAGCACCACGAACAUCACAGAGUAUAUUUCGUCCUGAUAAUUUAUCCCCAAUCGAAAUUGAUCUAAGAUUUUCGCUACAAAAUACUACUGAAGUUCAAAAGUUAGCGCUCAGAUUACAUGACUAUCGACACGUCAACUUCAUUAAUCAUAAAUAUGAAUAUUGGCCAGAAAGAUAUCUUGAAUGGAGUCGUAGUUUUAUCUGUGAACCGUCUAAAACGUGUUGCAACUUUGCGGAUUCAGAUUUUCAAGAAAGUUCUAUGGAUCAUUGCAUACGGUUAUCUACAGCAUCUCUUUUCACUAAUUACAAUGAUACGCUAAUUUAUGACAAUUCAACAUAUAAACUGCUUGGUUAUACAGCAAUGUUGCCAACAAAUCUGAAAUACUCCCAUCGAUUCCAAAAUUUAUCACAUUCGUUUAAUUUGCUACGUCAUACAUUCAGUGGUUGGUAUACCACAGAAUGGAGUUUGAUGAAUAUAUGGUUUGAUUUGUUAAAUUCGAUUAUUACUGAUUGUCGUCAAUCGUUAUUAUUGUCAUUUUCUGCUGUUACGAUUCUCGCAUUUCUGCAUUUGAGGUGGAAAGCACCAAUAGCUCUAUUAACUAUCGGUUGUAUUGUUAUAGUAGCAGUUGGAUGUGUAGUAACGCUAGGCUGGACAAUUGGACUGUUAGAAGCAGUUAUACUUAUACUUGUCGUUGGGCUAUCUUUUGAUUUUACGUUACAUUAUGGUGCUUCUGUCCCGGAUUCUGGUUGUAGCAAGCAUCGAGUUUUGCUAGCAGCUCGAAAGUCAGCAAUUCCAGUAACCUUGUCAGCUUUAUCAUCAGUUGUUGCUGGUAGUUCAAUGUUAAUCGCUGAAACACACGCUUUUUAUCAAGUAGGCAUGUUUCUAGUAGUUUCCGCUAGUACCAGUUGGUUGUUCGCCACUUUUUUAUUUCUACCACUUUUGUCACUAACUUUGCAGUCAACAAAGAUAUGCAAACUUUGUCGCCAAAAAACUGUAAAUGUUAUUGACUCAGCAGCAAAAGUGAAAUCAACUUUUAUGUAA